Molecule: messenger RNA, 1456 nt
Organism: Mercurialis annua (annual mercury)
Lineage: Eukaryota; Viridiplantae; Streptophyta; Magnoliopsida; Malpighiales; Euphorbiaceae
Product: F-box protein At1g80960-like
Exons: 4
Coding region: 78-1391 (437 amino acids)
Molecular function (GO): protein binding
Source: RefSeq, a predicted model, not a curated record
UAUAAAAGCAGAAGGGUUACACUUAGCAUGAGUUUUUUUGUCAAUUAACUGCCGUGCCUCCAUCCAUAUGCGGCAACAUGCAGUUGCUGAAUACAUUGAGUAACCUACCAGAUGAUGUUCUUAUCUCGGUUUUUUCUUUAUUGUCAAUUAAGGAAGCUCUCAGACUUUCGGUUGUCUCUAAAAGAUUGGCAGCCGUAUGGCGUUUUUCGCUAGUUUUUAAUUUUGAUGGUUUAAAAAUGACGCCAAAUUAUUAUCAUGAUGAUUAUAACGAGAGAUUUUACAAGAAUAGAUCUAAAUAUAUUAAUUCUAUUAAUCAAAUUAUCAAUUCCCAUAAGGGCUCCACCCUACAUGAAUUUAGAGUAAAAUACAUGCUUGAUAUAUUUUGUAUGAAUCAUGUUGACCGUUGGAUUAACUUUGCAUUUAAAAAGAAAGGUAUCCAGACGUUGGAUUUGGAUUUAUCACAAGAUCAUAUUGGCUGGCCUAGCGAACAAUUGUCCCCAAAAUUUCCCCAACAUUGCUGUGAUUAUAUUACAACAAUUGAAGGCACUUCUAAUAUUAAAUUCUUGAAGUUGCUCUCUAUUAGAUCCAUAAAUGUAUCUUCACAUAUUAUCCAUCAUAUUCUCUCGAAUUGUGAAUUUCUUGAACAUUUACAAGUCGAAGGGUCGUAUACUUUGACGACAUUGAAUGUUGUUGGUCGGUCCGUGCUUAGAUUAAAGACUUUGAAAAUCGUCUGUUGUCGGGUCGAAUCGAUGGAAAUUUGCGCACCAAAUUUAGUGACAUUCAAGUACUAUGGAGCAAAUAUGAAUUUUCAAAUUCGGAAUAGUGGUAGUCUUGUUAAUGUGGAUAUUGGUGGGACAACUCAUGUGUGUAUGCCUACUGCAUUUCUCAAACUUUCGAGCUAUCUUUCUGGAUUACGGACUCUCCGUUUGAAUGCUUCAAUUGAACAAAUAACUAAUCUCAAAAAUCUGCCUCAACUGAUUAAUCUUAAGCAGUUGGUGAUCAGUUCGUCCAUAGAAAAAGAAGUGAGCACCCUACUUGGUGUGACUCACUUAAUUAUGGCCGCUCCCUUCUUGCACUCAUUUAGUUUGCAGUUAGGUUUACGAAAGACUGGUGCAACAAAUAGAGUGUUGAAAGCUGCCGAAGGUGUUCAUCGAUGUCUCCAAAUUGUAGAGUUGGUUGGGUUUUAUGGGCGACCUAUAGAUAUGGAAUUUCUGACAUUUUUAAUUGAAAAAGUUGAAUCACUCCACAAGAUUAUUAUUAAUUCAUGUCCAUCACAUCAGCUUCGAUUACCGCCAUCCCAGAAGAAGACAACUCCUAACAAAAAACAGGGAAGGAGAAUGGCAUUUGAGCUCAAGCAAAAAUUAACUUCUUUAGAUAUUAUUAUUCUUUGAUUUGAGUGCUUUGUAAUUUUAUUUUCAUAGCAAUCAUGACACUCAUUAUUGUAUAAAGCAUUUAA